UUGUAUAUAUCAAAUUUUAGGACUAGGCAACAGUAGAUAUCGUAUUUAAUUAGUAUUCUAAUUUCCCAACAGGCAACCUUUUGAUUCACCUUAAAUGAGUCACCUUAGCAGAAUCUUCGGGCAGUUUAAUCAGCGAAAAGGGAUUAGUUGUUCCUACCGCUAGUAUUAUCAUUUUUUGGGGGUAGUUUUGCUUCAAAAGAAGCACUUCUCAUGCAUUUUCUUUGAGGUUAUCUAGUCGCGGAAACAAUGCCACUGACCUAACAGGGACUCAAGCCUACAUUGGGCUGUCACUGCUCCCUAAUCCUAUCCCGCAUUGACAGCGGGGCUACUCGAAGGCUUGUAGGUCGAAUGCUUUGCUUUGUGUGAUACGGGAAGCUGCUCAACGUUUUGUAGCUCUAUAUGAAAUCGACAUUGUGAUAAGGACUUUUUUUCUUCUUCCAUCUUUCCUUUCAAAAAGCGGAGUUUAUAAUUCGGCAAGUAGUGAUGAAGAAUCUACUCCCUUGGAUAGUCCUGACGUUUUGGAUAUUUUUAGAGUGUAUAGAGGCCAAGAAGUCUUGCUGGUAUUUUGAAGGUGGAUACCCCAUCUACUUUAUAUGCCGCUCGUACGAGGACUGCUGUGGCACGCGCUGCUGCGUCCGAGCCCUCUCCAUCCAGCGGCUAUGGUACUUCUGGCUGAUGCUGAUGAUGGGGGUGCUGUUCUGCUGCGGUGCAGGCUUCUUCAUCCGUAGGCGCAUGUACCCCUCGCCCCUCAGCGACGAGCCUGUCUUCAACGUCUCCUUCACCAGGCAGCCCGUAUCCACGCCAGUAUCCCAGCAACCUGGCAUGGUGGGCUACGGCGACCCUGGCGUCAUGACAUCACCCCUCACCCCCGCCUACCCCAUCCAGCUCGGCCCUGCCCACAUGAGCGCCUACCCUCCACCGCCCUCGUACUGCAACCACCCACCCCCGCCCUACGAACAGGUGUUCCGGACACCAGAGAAGAGGUAAAGGCUGCCAGUGUCUGUGGCGUCAUUGACGGAGACCAUUGGCGUCCCCUCCGUUUCUUCUCCUUCAUGGUGACCUCAUCACGAGCAGAACUGACAGGACAAGGAGAGGAGGGGACAUCUACAGUCUGUCUGCCACUGUUUUACCUUCACCAUCAGCCCAAGUGCUAGGGACAAGAUACAGACAACCACCUUUAGAGACAAAUUGCCUUCUGGGGACCUGUGCCGCAGGCGGUGGUCUUCUGGACAAAGACGGGCUGAAUUUAUCUCCGUAUCUCCACGGCUUGGAUGUCACUGUCAUUCACCCUUCCUCCAUCUUGCCCACUUUUUUCACAAAAGCAUAACUAUCCACCGCAGUCUCUUCUGCUGGCAAUGCAAUCUUGAUGGGCAUGGUCUGUGACCGUGAUAUGUACUGAGUCACAGAGUCCUGCCACAGACACCAAACUGUGGAAGUCGAUGACGAAAGCUUACCCAAGAUCAGCACAUUGCUUUUAGAUGAAUAUCGAUUCAAGUAAACAUUAGGGUUGAGAAGCUGAUCCAGGACCAAGGGCAUAAGACCAAGCACUAUCUAAACUGUACAGGAGCAAUAUCAAAUUUGAGUUGAAAGACACCUUGGAGAAGUUGAAAACAAAAGGUGUUUAAAUGGCUUAAAAGGUUCAAAGACUUUCCUACUAUGAGGCUGAAUAAUUGGGCUUCUCUCUGUAGCUGGCUGUGUUCGCCUAACACUGAGAAAAUGUUCAAUAGACUAUAAACACUUGUCAGGAUGCGUUGUGCAAAUUGUGCCCAUUUGCUGUGAAGGGAAAGGAAACCGACCUGGAUUUAUCGGACCUAUUAUGUGCACUGGAGAGAGCGGUAAUUAUGAGAGGCCGAUUUGUUUGGAAUGUUUCAUUCACAUUAUGACUAAAAUGUAAAUGUAGAAUCAAAUCAACCAGACGGACCCCCAAUUGAGACCAAGACAAGUGGUUUCAAAUUACAAUUUGUCAGUGACUGCAUGGGUACGGUGAAACCUACCACAACUCUACCUACGCAAUAUACUCUAAGCAUCCAUUUCCACUCGAAGUGAGAUGUGAUCCCCGUAGAAGUUCAGCCAUGGUUCUCAGAUCGACUUCACUUUGUACAGUAAGGAGCUCAACCACAAUGAGGAUUAACCCAAAACGAUGUUUGUUUCACACACGCAGGUCGCAACUGGAUUACAUUUUGCAUAUGGGAAGCUUUUCUGACCGAUGGCCCAUCCCAGUGAAACUGCUUACUUACGGAUUCUCAAAUUCUGUGCUGCAAUAAUCUCUAGACAAAGUAGUGGUAGUCACAAAAGCUAGCUGCACUCUUUCAGUAACCUAGUUCCUCAAACACGAUGUACCAUCUGUUCGCCAUUUAAACAUCUCCCGUUAGAAUGCUAACGAACAACUGGUUCUGCGUAGGUAGGUACAGCACUGUACAUACACCCUUACUGUGGUAAAAAUGUUUUCAUGUAUGAAUCUGAAACCUUUUUGCAUUUUGGAGAAUUAAAAAAAUGGUUUGCUUUCACAUAAACAAGCUAUCAAGCUCACAUGUAGAAUGUGCAUGUGUAGUAAAGGCCCCAUGUCCCAAUGGUUGACCAGGUCCUCAAGCUGGCACUGACCAUUUGGGUGAAGGUACGUUCUUCUGUUUACACUUAUUUGUCAGAGUGGAUCAGGCACUCAACCCCUCCACAAAGGCAAUCAUGUGGAAAUGUCCUAAGAUAGGGCGUUGACUAUUUUCUGGGCAGGAUAUGAGACAUUACCAUCUGUUAAAACAGAUCGAACUAACCACCCAGUGUUAACGAUACAACUGUCAUUGACAUGGUCCUUGUAGAUGUUAGCCGGCAAACUGGGGUACAUAGACACUAUUAGAGCAGAACCAAGGAGGGAGAUCGAAUUUAUGGUAAGUGUUACUAUUGGAUGAUGUGUAUACGUUUGGCUAAUAUGACAUGUCUCUAUUUGAUCAUUUAACUAUGCAACCAAGGUUUAAAAUGUCAUUUGUAGAGUUAGGAUGUGCUUUUACUGUUGUACCAAGACGGUUGGUUUUCGGCAUUUUACAUGACAAAAAAAAUAGAAAUGAUCCAUCCAUAUGGUUAAUAAAGUUUCCUUCCGAUAGAAGCUAGUGUUCAUUUAUUCCCUUUAAAGUUGUCCGUGACGGACUUCUCACUGUUCAGUCGUGCUUUGAGAUUGAAGGUUUUAUACUUGGAUGUCAUAUCUGUUGAAUGAAAAUAUUAUCAUCUGGGAAGGAAAACUGUUCCCCUCAGAUAAAAUGUAGACCAAAUGAAUGAGACACUGCCUAGACAUUCUUACAUAAAAUCAGCCAGAAGCCACAUUUCUCCACAACUGCAGAUAAAUACUCAAACACUGAGUCAUCCCAGAAUGUUAGCUUUGGGUGACUUAACAGUACAGAUAACUCCAGGCAAUGGCAGUCCUAACUUGGAAGUGAUAGGUGGGAGUAAUUAAUGCUUAUGUAACACUCACAUUGGCCUGAGGUGGCUUUCUAAAGAACACUAAUUGGCCAAACCCCCGUUAAGACUUCCUCCUCCUCAUAUGUUAAAUAAAGCCAUCUGUUCGGUACCUCAUUGAGAUGCACCACUUUGACUAUUGACCAAUGUUUUCCACCCCCAAAAACCAAACCGAAGCAGUCAGUCCUCUAAAGGCAGGUAAGAAUGCAUUUUAUUUAAGACAUUGUACUGUAAUCACUCGGUAAGACAGCAAUUGAAGCCCGGUUUAUUGUACAACAUUCAUAAUGUAACGCUGUUCGCCUGAGGGAAACAAU
Molecule: messenger RNA, 3758 nt
Organism: Oncorhynchus gorbuscha (pink salmon)
Lineage: Eukaryota; Metazoa; Chordata; Actinopteri; Salmoniformes; Salmonidae
Product: vesicular, overexpressed in cancer, prosurvival protein 1-like
Exons: 5
Coding region: 484-987 (167 amino acids)
Cellular component (GO): cytoplasmic vesicle membrane
Source: RefSeq, a predicted model, not a curated record